Messenger RNA from Aspergillus aculeatus ATCC 16872, 6105 nucleotides. Its product is annotated as putative filament-forming protein (Tpr/p270). The transcript is spliced from 2 exons. NCBI's taxonomy places the organism in Eukaryota, Fungi, Ascomycota, Eurotiomycetes, Eurotiales, Aspergillaceae. The record is from RefSeq and is a predicted model, not a curated record. Gene Ontology annotation, biological process: protein import into nucleus; mRNA export from nucleus. Gene Ontology annotation, cellular component: nuclear pore. Gene Ontology annotation, molecular function: structural constituent of nuclear pore. The coding region runs from base 1 to 6105 and encodes 2034 amino acids.
AUGGCUACCGCAACAAUUGAACUGCCAUUCAUAUCGGCUCAUUACUCCAUCGCCGAAUCGACUCUUUCGACGCUCACCCAAGCUCCUACGGUCGAAUUAGUCAACCAACUUCUGGAGGCCAUCUCCAAGAAAGCCCGCGAACACGAUGAACUCAAAGCAGACAAGACCCGCUUGGAAGUGGAGCUUGACAAUGCGGUCCGCAGCAGCGAAAGCAAGGUCAAGGUGCUGAAGAGCUCUAUCGAGAAGGGUCAUGCUGAGGUUGAGGAAACAAGGAAAAAGCUUCAUGAGUCGGAAAAUGCUCGAUCGUCCCUAGAAUCCGAGAUCGCCUCGCUCAAGUCGUCCUCCACAACCAAUGAAUCCGAAGUGAGCACACUGAAAUCCCGCAUCGCCUCUCUAGAAGCUUCGAAUCGUGAUACCAUGGCUCUGCUCGAAUCGAAGACGACAGCGUACGACAAGCUCGCCGAAGAGCUGUCAGCCCAACACAAGAAGACUGUCGAAUUGAGACGAGAACUAUCUACCGCCGAACAGAACCUUCAAGCCGCCAACUCUGCAUCUGCUAGCGCCAAGUUCCGCGAGCAGAGUCUCCAGCAAGACUUGGAGUUGACCAAGAAGAGUAACGAAUGGUUAGACACUGAGCUGAAGACCAAGUCUGCAGAAUACCUGAAGUUCCGCAAGGAGAAGAGCGCCCGCAUCUCAGAGCUUCAGCGAGCGAAUGAAGAGGCUAGCGCCACUGUUGACUCCUUGAGACGCAGUGAGAAUGCUCUCAAGAGUCGCUUGGAUGAGGUCGAACAGCGUUACGAAGAGUCCCUUUCGAGCAUCCAGCAGCUGAAAGAAGAGGCGAUACAAGCGAGCGAGUCAUUCCGGAUUGAAUUGGAUAGUGCGAACAGGCUGGCUGAAUUGCAACGCAACUCUUCUGAAACCGCCAAGCAGCGGGUGCAAGAACUCCAGGUAGCCCUGGAAAAGGCCAAGGACGAUGCGGCCGAAGAGAUCUCCCGCCUUCGUGUUGAGAUCGAGACUGAACAUUCGGAUAAGGAGACUGCUGAGCGCCGCAUUGCAGAGCUGGAGCAGACUGUGAGCCAACUCGAGUCAGACGGCCAGGCUAGAAGGAGAUCCAUGAGCCCGGCUCUCAAUGGAGGAAUACCCACUACGCCUAUCCGCUCAGGUACACCGGUUGGAACAUUCUCCCCGAGAGCUUCGAGAACCAAGGGUGGACUUACGAUCACACAACUUUACACCGAGUACGACAAGAUGCGGUCACUGCUGGCCGCUGAACAGAGAGCCAACCAAGAGCUCCGGUCGACGCUGGAUGAAAUGGUCCAGGAUCUCGAGGCAAGUAAGCCCGAAAUUGAUGAAUUGCGAGCCGACCACGCCAGACUGGAGAACGCAGUUAUGGAAAUGUCCAACAUCCUUGAAACGUCUGGAAAGGAGAGGGAUGAUGCGACAAAGGAGGCACGCAAAUGGCAAGGGCAAGUGGAGGGACUUGCGCGUGAGGGCGACAUUCUACGACAGCAGCUUAGGGACCUGAGCUCGCAAGUGAAGGUCCUAGUGAUGGAGAACGCGAUUCUCAAGGAAGGAGAGGAGAGUUACGAUAGGGAAGAGCUCGAGAAGAUUGCUCGACAGGAAAUUGAUGACUCGUCUGCAGAUCUCAACCCAACGGGACGCUUCAUCAGCCGCAACCUGACGACUUUCAAGGAUCUCCAUGAGCUACAGGAACAGAAUGUUACUCUCCGCCGCAUGCUAAGAGAGUUGGGCGAUAAGAUGGAGGGCGCAGAGGCUCGCGAGCAGGAUGUUAUUCGCCAACAAGAGCAAGAAGAGUUGAAGGAGCUGAGAAUUCGUGUGCAGACUUAUCGCGACGAAAUCUCCAACCUCGUUGCGCAGACAAAGAGCUAUGUGAAGGAGAGAGACACCUUCCGAAGCAUGCUGACCCGUCGCCGUCAGACCGUUGGCGAUGCUUCUGUCUUCUCCCAGUCUCUUCCACUUGGGGCAGUCCCUCCUGGAGCAGCCGAUGAACAGGCUAAGGACAUUCCCGACUAUGCUGAACUACUACGCAAGGUUCAAGCCCACUUUGACAACUUCCGUGAAGAGUCUGCUACCGAUCAUGCCGCUCUGAAACAACAGGUCAAUGAGCUUUCGCGAAAGAAUAGCGAGUUGAUGAGCGAAAUCAGCCGUUCUAGCAGUCAGCUUGGCGCUGCUACUCAAAGAGCCGAGCUUCUUCAGAGCAACUUCAAUAUGCUGAAGAGUGAAAAUGCAGAGCUGCAGAAACGCUACGCCAGUCUGUUGGAAAACGCCAACAGGCAAGACCUUAGGACCCAACAAGCUGCCGAAGACCUCGUUGAGACUAAGGGACUGGUGGAAAGCCUUCAACGCGAGAACGCGAACCUCAAGGCAGAAAAGGAUCUGUGGAAGAGUAUUGAAAAACGGCUGAUCGAAGACAACGAAACUCUGAGAAAUGAGAGAAGUCGCCUGGAUUCUCUGAAUGCCAACCUUCAAACUAUCCUGAACGAGCGUGAACAUACAGACUCUGAGAGCCGCCGCAGGCUACAGCAAAGCGUCGAAUCCUUGGAGUCAGAACUGCAGUCUACCAAACGCAAACUCAAUGAUGAGAUUGAGGAGUCAAAGAAGGCGACCUUGCGCAGAGAGUACGAGCAUGAGCAGAGUCAGAAGCGAAUUGAUGACUUGGUUACAAGCUUGGGCUCCGUCCGGGAAGAAUUGAUCGCAACCAAGACCACCAGAGAUCACUUGCAGUCGAGAGUGGAUGAAUUGACCGUCGAGCUUCGCAGUGCCGAAGAGCGACUUCAAGUCGUACAAUCUAGACCGAGUGUUACUGCCGCCCCCGCUACAGCGCCCGAGACCGAGGAAGGUCAGGAGUCUGGCUUGACCCGUGAGCAAGAACUUAGCAUCGAGGUUUCCGAACUCAAACGUGACCUUGACUUGGCCAAGAAUGAGCUUCAACAUGCUGAAGAGCGAGUUGAGGACUACAAGGCCAUCAGCCAGCAGAGCGAGGAACGCCUACAGUCUGUGACUGAGACACAUGAAGAAUAUCGGGAGGAGACGGAGCGUCUGAUUGAGGAGAAGGACAAGAAGAUUCAGGAUCUCGAAAAGCGCAUUGAGGAGAUUUCUUCCGAGUUGUCGACAACGAACAAUGAACUCACCAAGCUGCGUGAUGAGCAAGGAGAGGCUGGCCGCCGCUUGGAGGAGCAGAAGGCUGUUUUGGAAUCUGAAAUUGCCAGGCUGAAGGAUGAGAAUGAGCGUCAUAAUUCUGCCUUCCAGUACCACAAGGAAGAUCUCCGCGCGCAGACUGAAAUUGCGCAGCAUGCCCAACAGAACUACGAGAGUGAAUUGGUCAAGCACGCUGAGGCAGCCAAGAACCUGCAGAUAGUGCGCUCCGAAGCUAAUCAGCUUAAGCUGGAAGUGGUCGAGCUACGGACACAAGCCGAGACUUUCAAGAAGGACCUUUCUCAGAAGGAGGAAAGCUGGAACGAGCUCAAGGAGAGAUACGAGGGUGAAAUUACCGACUUGCAGAAACGCCGGGAAGAGGUUCUCCACCAAAACUCUUUGCUACACUCGCAGCUGGAGAAUAUCACGAACCAAAUCUCGGCGUUGCAACGUGACCGCGCGAAUAUGACUGAAACCGAUGACGACAAUGCUGAAACUUCGCCACCCAACCUUGAAGGUCUCCAGGAAGUGAUCAAAUUCCUGCGCAGGGAGAAAGAGAUUGUUGACGUGCAAUAUCAUCUGUCGACACAAGAAAGCAAGCGUCUCCGUCAGCAACUUGAGUACACGCAGUCUCAGCUCGACGAGGCACGUCUCAAGCUAGAGCAACAGCGUCGCGCUGCUGCUGAUAGCGACCACACCGCUCUCAGCCACAACAAACUUAUGGAUACCUUGAACGAAUUGAAUCUGUUCCGCGAGAGUAGUGUCACGUUGCGCAAUCAGGUCAAGCAGGCAGAAACGUCGCUUGCGGAGAAAUCUGCACGUAUUGAGGAAUUGGUUCAGCAGAUUGAGCCUUUGGAAACGAAGGUUAGGGAGUUGGAGAACGUGGUGGAGACUAAGGACGGAGAAUUGAAGCUGCUGCAAGCUGAUCGUGAUCGCUGGCAGCAACGUACUCAGAACAUUCUGCAGAAGUAUGACCGCGUUGACCCUGCCGAAAUGGAAGGACUCAAGGAGAAGCUUACAACCCUGGAAAAGGAGCGUGACGAGGCCAUUCAGGCUCGUGACACUCUUCAAACCGAGGCCGCUGCCUUCCCUGAGCAGCUCAAACAUGCCGAAGAUAGAGUCCAAGAAUUGCGCAGCAAGCUUACGGAGCAGUUCAAGGCUCGGUCUAAGGAACUUACCGGUCGUAUUAACGCUAAACAGGCGGAGCUGAAUACGGUCACACAGGAGAAGGAGGUGAUCCAGGAGGAAUUGGCCAAGACAAAACAAGAAUUAGAGGAACUCAAGACGAGAAUGGCGGAGAAGCCGGCUGCUCCUGCAUCAGUACCCGAAGCGACGACUGAAGUCAACUCGACUCCCGCCUCGCAAUUCCCUGCUCCGACAACGCAAGUGGCUGUCGCCACCGACGACGAACGGGUCAAGGCCUUGGAAGAGAAGGUGCAACGUCUUGAGGCAGCCCUUGCUGAGAAGGAUGCUGUAUUGGCUGCCAAGGAUACCGAGCACGAGAGGAAGGUCAAGGAACGCAUCGACAAGAUGAAGGAGGUGUUGAACAGCAAGUUAGCAGAGACUCGGGCGGCGCAUCGCCAGGAGGUGGAACGACUAAAGGCCAGCCUACAGGCAAGUCCACAAGCUCCUGCGACUCCUGGCCAGCCUCAGGCAGAACCAGUUCCUGCAACUCCUGCAACUCCUGCGACUCCUGCGAAGGAAGGUGGACUCCCGGAGUUGACGGAUGCCCAAGCAAGGGACCUUGUUGCGAAGAAUGAAACCAUCAAGAUGAUCAUUAGGAACAACAUCCGUGCGCAGGUCAGCAAACAAAUGGAAGCUGAAAAGCGUGGCACCCAACAGAACUCGGAAGCUGCGGCUGCCCUACAGCAGAAGUUUGACGAAGAGAAGGAGGCCUUGAAGAAGGCCCACGACGAAAGUGUGGAGGAGAAGAUCAAGGCUGCUGUGGAGCUGUCGGACAAGAAGUCCCUUGCCAAGCUCAGUAUGCUUGAUUCUCGGUGCAGGAAUUCGCAGGCCAAGCUCGACGUGGUGCAGAAGGCGGCCACGGAGACCCCUCAGAAACCUGUUGUCGAGGUUUGGGAGAUAGCUAAGGUCACCAGAGCACCCCCGGCUGCUCAAGCGCAAGCCAAACCCGCACAGGCUGUAGCAUCUCCAGCACCAGCACCGUCGCCUGCCACAGUAGCAGCACAACCGGCACGUGCAGCCCCUCCACCAUCUCCAGCGCCGGUAGCGACACCUGCAGCAAGACCUGCGCCUGCGCCUGCGCCUGUCCCUGCACCUGCACCUGCACCUGCCACCCAGCAGGGCACCCAGGCACCAGAAGCAACAGCUGCCCAGCCAUCAGCUCAGGCUCAGACACAAUCGACACAAUCGGAAGCACCCUCGCAGACGGAAGCACCGCAGACACAAGCAGCUGACGAAACGGCUCCUGAGCAGGGUGCGGCCGGCACAGUGCCUAAUCCUUUCGGACAAAGUCAGAACAAACAGCCAGCGUCGCUUCCCAACAAACCUCCAGCUGGUGCUGCCUCAGGCGGCGUCUUAAGAGCUCUCCAGUCCGGGCUUCCAGUUGCGCGCGGUGGUCGAACAGGCGGGCGUGGCGGCGGUCAACAGAAUCCUUUUGGUCAACAAGGCCAACAGGGCGCCCAGCAGCAAGGUCAGGGUCAAGGCCAGCCUAGCCAGCGCGGCUCGGGUCUGCCUCGCGGUCGUGGAGGGCGUGGAGGCCAAGGCCGGGGUGGCAAUCAGAACGUGCAGACAGCCAAUCUUGGCCAGGCACAGCACGGCCCGGCCAGUCCUGGCGGUGGUCGUGGCGGCGCGCUUAGUGCGAACGCGCGUCAGUUUGUUCCUCAAGGCAACAAGCGCGCUCGGGAUGAUGGCGGCGGCGACGGCGGCGACGGAGCAGCUGGCAAGAGAAUGCGUGGUGGUGGCGGUGGUCAACCCCGGGGUUCUUAG